Molecule: messenger RNA, 5031 nt
Organism: Solea senegalensis (Senegalese sole)
Lineage: Eukaryota; Metazoa; Chordata; Actinopteri; Pleuronectiformes; Soleidae
Gene: hcn2b
Product: hyperpolarization activated cyclic nucleotide-gated potassium channel 2b
Exons: 8
Coding region: 220-3285 (1021 amino acids)
Biological process (GO): transmembrane transport; potassium ion transport
Cellular component (GO): membrane
Molecular function (GO): voltage-gated potassium channel activity
Source: RefSeq, a predicted model, not a curated record
UGUGGCUUUGAUCUCCACACCUUCCUCCUCCUCGUCCGCCGCCGCUGCCCGGUCUCACCAGGUUGCAGGUGCGCGUGUCUUGCCCUUGUAUCGUGUCUGCUGGUGGUGGAGGAAGCGGAGGUUGGCGAAGAGGACCCCAAAUUCCUGCAUCUGCCUCCACCACAUCAACUAAUCAGCUGGGGCGGUUGCGAGGGCCACGGGAGCAGCGGAGGAACCAAGAUGAAGAAAUGUGUGCCAGGAGGCGGAGCCGCGUCCGGUGCGCGUAAAAGCUCCAACAACAAUGAGCUGUGGCUCUUCAGAGACGAGGAGUGCGCACCCCUCACUUCCUCCGAUCUGUCGCGCCACAGAGAUGCUCCUGGCACAGAGUGGGAACACAGGCGCGCAGGAUACACAGGCUCAGAUGAGACAGCGGUAGGAGAGACAGCCAUCGGAAUGAUAUGCAAUAAAAACGGAGAUUGUAGAAGGGACCCGACCAGUUCAGGGAGCCUCUCCUCUCUCAUCUCAAGGCAGGAGAAGCAGCCAGAUGGAGUAGCAACGGCGGCAGCAGCGUCAGAGGACAGCAAGGGGCUGGCUGCGUGCAUGGACGGCUCCAUUAAUUCACCGGGGCCCCUCAACCAGGGGCCCGGGGCCGAAGUGAAGACCGUGGCAGCGAUGGAGAAAAAGGACUCCAGAGUGUCCUUCUCCUAUGCCCCGACUAGUAAAGGACAGACCCCGAGUCUGCAGUCGAGAAGUUCUGUGACAUUCACUAAAGCUGAGGACGGCUCUCAGAUCGUGCCGGACGAUGGAGACUCCAGGGGCAAUCAGACUUACAUGCAGCGGCAGUUCAGCUCCAUGCUUCAGCCAGGAGUCAACAAAUUCUCCCUGCGCAUGUUCGGCAGCCAAAAGGCAGUGGAGAAAGAGCAGGAGCGAGUUAAGUCUGCGGGGAACUGGAUUAUUCAUCCGUACAGCGACUUCAGGUUCUACUGGGACUUCACCAUGCUGAUGUUCAUGGUGGGCAACCUGAUCAUUAUCCCCGUGGGCAUCACCUUCUUCAAGGAGGAGACCACCACACCUUGGAUCAUCUUCAACGUCUUCUCCGACACCUUCUUCCUCAUAGACCUGGUUCUCAACUUCAGGACUGGUAUUGUGUUUGAGGACAAUACGGAGAUCAUCCUCGACCCCAAGAAGAUCAAGGAGAAGUACCUCAAGAGCUGGUUUGUGGUGGACUUUGUCUCCUCCAUACCUGUGGAUUAUAUCUUCCUCAUCGUGGAGAAAGGGAUUGACUCUGAGAUGUACAAGACGGCCCGGGCGCUCCGCAUCGUCCGCUUCACUAAGAUUCUCAGUCUGCUGCGUUUGCUGAGGCUCUCCAGACUCAUCCGUUACAUCCACCAGUGGGAGGAGAUCUUCCACAUGACCUAUGACCUGGCCAGCGCUGUGAUGCGAAUAAUCAACCUGAUUGGUAUGAUGCUGCUGCUGUGUCACUGGGACGGCUGUCUCCAGUUCCUGGUGCCCAUGCUGCAGGACUUUCCGUCGGACUGCUGGGUCUCCCUCAACAAGAUGGUGAAUGACUCAUGGAGCGAACUCUACUCCUUCGCACUCUUCAAGGCCAUGAGCCACAUGCUGUGCAUUGGAUAUGGAAGACAAGCCCCAGAGAGCAUGUCGGACAUCUGGCUGACCAUGCUGAGUAUGAUCGUAGGAGCCACCUGCUACGCCAUGUUCAUCGGCCACGCAACUGCACUUAUCCAGUCUCUGGACUCGUCUAGACGCCAGUACCAGGAAAAGUACAAACAAGUGGAGCAGUACAUGUCUUUCCACAAACUACCAGCUGACUUCCGACAGAAAAUCCAUGACUACUACGAGCACAGAUACCAGGGCAAGAUGUUUGAUGAAGAGAGCAUCCUGGAGGAGCUUAAUGAGCCUCUGCGCGAGGAAAUCGUCAACUUCAACUGCCGGAAGCUGGUCGCAUCCAUGCCGCUGUUCGCCAAUGCUGAUCCCAACUUUGUGACGGCUAUGCUCACCAAAUUGAGAUUCGAAGUCUUUCAGCCCAGAGACUACAUCAUCAGAGAGGGCACCAUCGGCAAGAAGAUGUACUUCAUCCAGCAUGGGGUGGUCAGCGUCCUGACCAAAGGAAACAUGGGCAUGAAGCUGUUGGACGGCUCCUAUUUUGGAGAGAUCUGUCUACUGACCCGAGGUAGACGGACGGCCAGCGUGCGAGCGGACACCUACUGUCGCCUCUACUCUCUUUCCGUGGACAAUUUCAACGAGGUGCUGGAGGAGUAUCCCAUGAUGAGGAGGGCCUUUGAGACGGUCGCCAUUGACAGAUUGGACAGAAUAGGCAAGAAGAACUCAAUCCUGUUGCACAAAGUUCAACAUGACCUAAACUCGGGUGUUUUCAACAACCGUGAGAAUGAGAUGAUCCAGGAGAUAGUGAAGUACGAUAGAGAGAUGGUUCAACAGGUGGAUGUACCACGACCACGAGCCAUGUCCCUGACACCUUCUCUUCAUGGUGGGAUCUUCACUCCUAUGGGUUCCUCCACCCAGCCUCAAAAUUCAGCGGUUGGCACUUUGCAGCAGGCCUUAGCCAUGAACUUUUGUCCCCCGAUGCAAGGGAACUCAUUUGGAGCGGGGAAUAUGCAGUCUCCAAGGAUGGUGAGGAGAUUCCCGGUGGUGCAAAGCGUAUCCAGCCCUGUGGCAGCCUCUCCCAUGCAGUCUCAGCUCCUUGCUUCUGGUGCCUUUGCUCCGGUCCUGUCCAGCCCUCCAGUCCAGAGCCCACUAGUAGUUGCAGGACGAUCGUUCCAGUAUGGGUCCAGUUCCAUGGCAGGUCCCACCUCAGGCUCCCAGCUUUCUCUAGUCCAGCAGCACUUAUACAGCCCUGCACACCGGCCAAGCACAUUCAAGAGCACGCAUUCCUUGCAAAUGGGCAGUUUGAGCCAAGACGCCAGGGCCCUGUCUGCCUCUCAGCCCUCACUGCCUCAUGACGGGGUGCAACCAGCUGCCCCCAGUCCACCACAGUCUACACGAGUCUCUUCUUCGUCCAUCGGACCCCCUCAGACCCCAUCAGGUCACACAACCGUUCGGAGUGGUAUACCACAGAGGGUGGUUCUGCCGCAUCAAAUGUCUAUGGGGGCAUUCCCCUUAGCAUCACUGCCUGGUUCUGGACAGAGUUUUGGGGCCGUUGCAGGGCUGUCAGUAGGGGGGAUGGGAACAGGUCAUGGAGACUCAGGACAACCCAAAAAGGACUCUAUAGUGAGCCUUCCUGAGACUGACCACAUCAAAGUUAGAUCCAGGUUAUCCUCAAACUUGUGAUCUUAAUUAGACUCUUGGGAGGGAGUGACUCAAUGGGGGCUUGACUGCAGGAUCACGGGAAGGAUUUCUGUUCUCCUUUCUACAGUUCCUCGUCACUCUACCUGUUCCAGUUUGACUAUACGAAUGUAUGAAUGUUGAGUGAGUGGCAGAAAGGAUCAUUUGAGAGGUUAACUGUUUUAAGAUCAAGUCUGUAUGGUGACUUUGGAAGCUGCAGCAUUGAUAUGUUUCUACUCAGACAUAGAAGAUGCACAGAACAGUGGUUAUACAGCAAAGUAGCAUCUGCCAUCUCUUUAUUAAUUGUAUUUCACAACAUAGUUAGCAACAGAUGGGCAUACCUGCUUCACUUACCCUUUCAUUGAACUCAUGUGAUGAAAAUUUUGGGUCAGAUUGGACUAAAGGAAAAUCAGGGACCUGCUUCAGAUAUCAGAAGUUAGCACGUUAAUUUUAACCACCGCUUCUAUCAUAUUUUUCAUGAAGGCCGCCUUUCAUUUCCUCACAGAUGCAUAAUUAUUGUGAUUGCAUAAUGUUUGAAUGCUAAUUGGUGUUGGUUUGAACAGUUUUAAAUAUUUAUUCAAGUAGCUCAUUAGACCAAAUUUGUAAGCACAAAAUUUAACAAUUUCUAAAAAAGAGAGACUCCAGUGGUUUAAGCCAUAUUUCUGUGAGAUCACUGAUAUGACGUUAUGAACAAGAGUGUGUUGUCAGUAGGAUCUAGUUUGCCUCUUUUGUAAGUCUUCCCUGCCUCCCUACGGAUAAAUGUGUGAGGUUGUAGAAUCCUCAGAUAACAUACGAUGAAUAUCCUUCAAACUGAAAUUACAUCUGUGGGACAAAUGACUUUGUUCCAGCCACGCCAUUGAUUUCUACAGGAAACGGCUGCAUUUUUUUUUAUUUAAAGCUGCAUUCGUCAAUAAUUUUUAAAUCAACAGUGAAUCAAAUGACUACAUGCAAUGCAACAGGAACCUGCCCAGAAUGAUUACGCACCUUUAUUUUGUAAAUGGACAAUUGUAGCCUCUAGUACUCAUUGUUUUGGUGAUAAGACCCACAAUUACUCCACCAGCAGAGCUUUUAAAUAUUUCCUCCAUCCUCCCACAACACCUCGAAAAUAAUGAGUCAUCACGUGAAUCACACAACACUUCUUUUUCUCCUUCUUAGUGGUAGAGUGCUAUUUAAAAUUGCCUUAACCUCCAUGAGAUAUUUACACCAGUCACAAGGGAUUGAUGUUUUUCUGUCACUCAGCUGACUGUACCGUGACCUUACUACACCAUUUUACUGUGGUUCCCCAGGGGAAGGGUGCCAAAAAAAUGGAAUGGGAGGGGCUGAUUAUUUUGGCACUAUUCCUAAUGGAAAAAGUAUAGGUACUUAACCUUACUAUACCAAACCUAACCUGAUAUCUGCAAUUCAGUUACAGACAAACCCCUUACACAUGUAAUGAAAUUGUAUUUUCUGAAUACACUGGCAGCACCAUGUGUAAAGCCAGUAUUUUAUUUAAUGGUUGUUGCCUCCAUCUCUGGUGAUACAUCCUGCUCAUUUUAUGUCUUAAUAUAAUAUUUUUAUUUACACAUUGAACCUUUAAAAAAAAAACAAAAAAAAACAAAUUGUCAAAUGUCAGCUGUUGCUCUUUAGCUUGCACACACCAGUUAAAUUAAUGUAGAAACUGACCAUUGUGUGGUCUGAAGCUGAUUAAUGAUUUGGUUUGUUCCUGUACAUUUCUUUAAAAAAUGUAAUAGCAAAAUGACUCUACAGAUAUAU